This is a messenger RNA of Mya arenaria, 1964 nucleotides long. RefSeq names its product ras-related protein Rab-1A-like. The transcript is spliced from 7 exons. The coding region runs from base 66 to 707 and encodes 213 amino acids. Gene Ontology annotation, molecular function: GTPase activity; GTP binding. NCBI's taxonomy places the organism in Eukaryota, Metazoa, Mollusca, Bivalvia, Myida, Myidae. The record is from RefSeq and is a predicted model, not a curated record.
GUUCGAGAAAACUCACGGCUAUAACAUAGAACAAUAAUUCAAGUCUCUAUUUAUAUUUGGCAAAAAUGACGUCCAAAACUGAAAAUGGAAAAUACGUCAAAAGCCCAUUGGAAAACAAACUGUCGUUCAAGCUUCUGAUUAUCGGGGACAGGGGUGUGGGUAAGACCAGUCUCCAGCUUAGAUUCUGUAACGACACCAUAGAAUAUCACCCCUGUUCGCUCGCUAUUGACUAUAGAUACAAAACAGUAACAAUGAAUGGGAAGAUGAUAAAACUCCAAAUAUGGGACACUGCGGGCCAAGAACACUUCCACACACUCAGGAGGCCCUUCUACAGAGGUACCCAUGGAGUAAUCAUCGUAUUCGACCUCACUGACAUGGAGACGUUCCAGAACGUGGAACGCUGGACGAAGGAAGUGGAGGAAUAUGGCGAAAGUCACGUGGUCAAACUCAUCGUGGGCAACAAGUUGGAUCUCAAGGACAAGCGCGUGGUCACCUUCGAGAUGGGAAAAGAACUGGCAGACCGGCUUGGCGCACCAUAUUUCGAAACAAGCGCUUUGGCCUCUACCCACGUGAAGCCGGUCUUUAUGAUCUUGACGGCCAAGAUAAAGCAGGUGUUUGAGAAGGGCGGCUUCACCCAGUUGACCGAUUCCUUUAGGCUCUCAGAUGAGAAACCUAUGUCCGGGAAUGUUUGGGACUGCGGCUGCUGAGUCGGACACCUACAUCAAGUUUUCCCAGCCAUACCAGACUACAUGUAUAUGAUGAUUAAAUUUGAACAUAAUAUGUGCUUUUAAUAAUAAUCUUCCGAUCGCUGGAUCGUUUUUUUUUUACCUUGCGCUGGUGAAAACUGCUUUUAAAGUGACACUCUUAUUCAAAAGCAAUACAUACACAUGUUUUACAAACAUAAAUGUUGAGUGACCUUUAACUAUUUUUUAAUUAUUAACGCAAAAAUAUUAAAUGAUUGGUGAGUGCUAAAAGAUUAACUGUGAUCUACUUUCGUCUCAUAAGGUAGAAAUACCGUGUUUUCUGGAACAUUCUUUCAACUUCAACUCGGUAUCCUUCAUAAGAACAGUUGUUUUCGACAUUUAUUCAUCCUUUUCAGUAUAUUAAAACAACUGUAUUAAUUUUGAUAAAUCUUAAUUUGGGAGUAAGAGUGCAUAUUUAAUGGAAAUGUAUUGAAUAUGGGACGUAUGUGCAAACUUAUACAUGUACUUACAUGAAUAUGAUUUAUCACUUAUAACAGUACAAGAACAGCUAGUGCGUGGAUCAAAAAUGUAGAAAUAAGGAAUUGUUCUAAGAUUCUGCUCUGAAAUAAUUGACACAAAAAACACGAGUCAAUGACGUCUUGGAAUGGACAGAUCUUGGGGCAGAAUGAAUUGCCUCUGAUUAAUAAUGCCAAGACAAGACCAAGACAUUUGUUUUUAAUUGUUUCGUUGUAUUAUGUUUUUCAGUUCUAUACCUCUUGCUUGUAAUACACUUAAACACUGACAUUUUUGCUCUUCAAUUAUUUACGAAUUAUUAUCGUGAUACGCACAGCAAAUAUAUGCAAAAUUCUCUAACCUGGAAUCAAACAGUGUUUCAAAAAUAGCGACAACUUACAAACGCUCAUUCGGAGCUCCUCGGCCAUUUUUUUCAAAAACAACCUCGGAUUAUGCCGGUACAUCAGCUGAAGUAGUUCGCAUUUUUUAAAUUAUAUCGUUGAUUAAUUUUAGUGUUUUAGAGUUGUAUAAAUUGAUCUAAGUUUAAAUUGAUUACCAGUGAAGUGUAUUAAUGCAAACCUAAUUAAGAUUUUCAAGAGUAAAGACAUAAAGUUUAACUGCUAAAUAAAAUUACUACGCGAUCUACUUGCAGCGGACUUAAACGUACCUCUUUUUGAGUAUGUAAACCGUCCAAAUACAUCCGAGGUUGUUUUUGAAAAAAAUGGCCGAGGAGUUCCGAAUGACAAACGCUGGAAGUCUAUUUUUCUA